Messenger RNA from Truncatella angustata, 474 nucleotides. RefSeq lists its product as uncharacterized. The record is from RefSeq and is a predicted model, not a curated record. Bases 1 to 474 code for a protein of 157 amino acids. NCBI's taxonomy places the organism in Eukaryota, Fungi, Ascomycota, Sordariomycetes, Amphisphaeriales, Sporocadaceae. The transcript has 3 exons.
AUGGACGACUAUAAAUCGAACAAAGCGCCCAAUGCGAUGCGUUAUAGGCGGGCCGAUGGGAGCUUCAUCACACGUCAAGAAUCAUUAGAAAAUGUCAUUCUUUCGGGCCUAGCCACCUCUCACACUGAAGCGGUAGUUCGGCACCAGUCCGAAGCCCGAUACAACGUUCACUACAAUACCAAUGUCCAGAGACUGCAGUACCCAACCGACGACCAAGUGCCAGAACCUGCACAAUCACAAAAGCCCCAAUUGCCCUCUUAUGGUUGGGCCCCCGGAGGGGUCACUAUAUUCUAUGGGCCACCUCGCUUCACCGCCAUCGAUUGGACACAGGAAGCCUUCGCUGUAUGGUACUUUGUGCUCUCAGGGAGUCGCUCACAAAAACCAACAGCAGCUUCAGUGCCCAUGGACAUUCUUAUACAGAUACAUGCGCGGGAAUUAGUCCGGGUUUAUCGUACAUGCGGCCAUCAAUUCUGA